This is a messenger RNA of Topomyia yanbarensis, 2922 nucleotides long. RefSeq lists its product as uncharacterized. Lineage: Eukaryota; Metazoa; Arthropoda; Insecta; Diptera; Culicidae. The transcript has 13 exons. Bases 288 to 2354 code for a protein of 688 amino acids. The record is from RefSeq and is a predicted model, not a curated record.
ACUGCUGGCUGAGAGCGGUAGUUGAUCGGGAAUAGUCGCACAUUCACACAGCAACGUGAAACCGAGGCCAGCGAAAACGGCAGACCUAUAUCGUGGACUGCGACUCGACCAGCAGCUCAGAACAACUUCGAACGGCAUCCGAGACAGGUCCUCAAAGCAGGAACCACCAGCUGAACCGUGGUACCAAAGUGUGAGAUCAGCGACAGUAGUGAGAGCGAUAGUGUGGUAGAAUCCUAGUGUGUAACAUCCGACGAGCAGCCCGAGAACCCAGAAAAUCAUUACCGAAAAUGGUCUACGAUAGCGACUUCUACACCACCCGCCGGGUCGGUUCGACCUACACCCGACCGACGAUUUCGUCCUACACGGUGACGACACCACUGCGGUAUUCCGGAGUUCCUCGAUAUGAUUCAUACACCACCACCACAACGUAUCGCUCCCCAAUGCCAUACAUUGCCCAUAAGCGCAUAGUUCCAGUGACACGAUUCUCCACCACGCCGUCCAGGGUGAUACUGUCACCGGUGCGAGUGUUCGGUUCACCGGUUCGCGUUCUCGGCUCACCGGUCCGGGUUUACGGUUCACCGGUCCGUGUCAUCAGCUCGCCGGUACGAACCGUGGUCCGGGCCGUUCGGUCGCCAGUUCGUGUCAUCUCCUCGCCGGCACGCAUCUGCACAAUCCGCUCGUCCUAUCUGCGUCCGUCGAUCGUCAACAAAGAAUUCGAUCGUAUCGAACGUAAAUACCGUGCCAGCCCCGUAAGUAGUGCCCUCGAGCAGUAUUACAACUCGCCCUCAUACUUGGAAUACGACGAUGAGAAACGGGAAAUACGAAACUCUGCCGCCCUACUACUUCGCCAGCUGAACGAUCCAGUGCCACGUGUUUUGGCACCACCGGUACAGACAUCGGCCGCCGAACCAAAUCUCAAGAAAUGGGUUUACGAUCCAUUCAGCCACCACAACAAGUACAACAGUGACACCUACGUCAAAAGCACCAUCACCGAUCCACUGCGCAGUGUAGCCAGAGACAUUGAAGCCAUGUCCAGAUACCACUCGCCUGCCUCGCGCUAUGUCGAGUACGUCCUGCUAGAUGACAUUCUAUGGCGCUAUACCUACUACGUCGAUGAAAAGGGCAAAAAUCACUUGGCCAGCACGCGCAUUAUCGGAUCAAAGGCCUACCCGAAGAGCAAGCCACGAAUCUAUAACUACGACACGGCCCGGGUGGGCAGGGAUGUCAAUGUAAUGUCCCACUAUAAGUCGAACCGCAGUCAGGCCAAAACAGACGUUGAGGAAGCCCGUCCGACGCGCAAGUUCAACAACCCAAAGCUAUACGAUGACCCGACCGAUCCCAAACUCCAGGACAAGCAGAACAAAAUCGACCGGGUGGCCGAGCUGAACAAGGUGCGCUACGAACCGGUCAACCUGGAGCGAGAGCGAGUCAAAACGCUGGAAGAGUCCAAGAAGAAGGAAGAAGAAUCAAUCGAGCGGGAAGCGAAACGUCAACAGGAGAAAGCCCUACAGGAGGAGACGGCUCGGCUGGCCGCCAUCGAGGCCGAACGGAAGCGCCAGGAGGAGGAACGGCUAGCCGAAGAGGCUCGGCUGGCCGAGGAACGGCGAUUGGCCGAGGAAGCCCGACUGGCGGAGGAGGCGAGACUGGCUGAGGAAAAAAAGAAAAAAGCGGCCGAGAAGAAGCGCAAACAACAGGAGGAGGAACGUAAGCGUCAAGAGGAGGAGGAGCAAAAGCGUCAGCAGGAGGAAGCAGAGCAAAAGCGCAAGGUGGAAGAGGAGCGUAAGCGAUUGGAAGAAGAAGAGCUUAAGCGAAAGGCUGAAGAAGAAAAGAAACGAUUGGAAGAGGAAGAGAAAAAGCGUAAGGAAGAGGAAGAAAAGAAACGAUUGGAAGAGGAGGAACUCAAACGUAAGGAAGAAGAGGAAAAGAUUCGGUUGGAGGAACAACGACUGGCCGAGGAGGCUCGGCUCGCCGAAGAAGCCCGCCAGGCCGACGAAGCCCGCCAGGCCGAGGAGAGGAAACACAAGGAGGAAGAGGAAACUCGCAUUACCGAAGCGCAGAAGAUUCGCGAGGAUGAGCUUGCCCGUUUGAACGAAUUGGAGAAGCAGGCCAUCGAGGAAAAUAAUGACGAACUGUUUCGGGAAAUCGCCGAACUGAAGGCAAUCGCUCAAUCGGACGAGGAACUGCUGAAACGUCAAGCUGCCAAACUGGAGGAGGAAACUCCGGUCGCGCCGGAAGCUGCUCCCGCCGAAGCGGAAGGUAAAAGCCUGGCUGCUCCGGAGCCAUUAGCCAACGGAGUCGAAGUUGUUGCUGAAGAGGAGAGCAAGACUGAAGAAAGUCCUGCUUCUGAACAGUAAGCUCUGUCGGUCCCAUACCGUCACUUACAUAGGUUAAUGUUACUAGGGUUAUAUUUUUGUUCAAAAAGCGCUACAACGAAGUUUUGAACCUUAAAACUAUUUAAAGACACUAACGACAAUCGGCUAAGUAUGAAGUAAUAUUCAGGCAAAAAAUGGAAUCAAAUUCGACUAAAAUUAGGAGAAGUAUCUCUCUCUACGCUAACUCUAGGAACUCGAGACGUACACACAAAAAAACGUCAGAAACGCUGAAGUGCUCCGCUAAUAAAUGCCCAACCGUACGCAAUCGCCAAGGAUAUAGAUGACGUUGUCUAUAUUUGACCCUUUAGGUGAUCGAACGGUUUUUGUUUUGUGGAAGCGAACCUAUAUUUACAUGAAAAUACAAGUGUUACUGCCGAACUUUUGAAAUGCAUUUCUCUACAGCUUACUACUCCCUCCGCCCCGAAAUCAGAACCCAAAUUAUUACUAUGUGUCAAAGUUUAUUGUAAAAAAAUACAAGCACAACCACAUACACUUGUAAGAUUGCAACAAAGCUGUUAAGUUUGCCAAUAAAUAAAUUUCGAAAUACAAA